Messenger RNA from Triplophysa rosa, 1953 nucleotides. RefSeq names its product E3 ubiquitin-protein ligase Hakai. The record is from RefSeq and is a predicted model, not a curated record. The coding region runs from base 42 to 1475 and encodes 477 amino acids. Gene Ontology annotation, molecular function: ubiquitin protein ligase activity. Gene Ontology annotation, biological process: protein ubiquitination; regulation of cell adhesion. The transcript is spliced from 6 exons. NCBI's taxonomy places the organism in Eukaryota, Metazoa, Chordata, Actinopteri, Cypriniformes, Nemacheilidae.
CCACGCCCAUCAUUUCAUCCCAGCAUGCAUAGCUUCAAGUCAUGGACCAAAAUGACAAUGACCUUCAAGGAACUGAUGGUUCAGUGGCCCUUGGAGGUCUUGAUGUUCGCAGGCAGAUCCCAAUCAAGUUACUGUCUAAACAGUCGAUAAGAGGCAAACCAGCUACCCGACCUCAGCGUUCCACUACCAGACUGCACUCAAAGAGCGAUGAAGAGUCUUUCAACUAUAAGCAGGAGGAAAGGUUUGAGUGCAAGUCUGGAGAUGCUUAUGGAAACCAGCGCAGAUACCCUCAACCACUAUUCUGGGAUUAUAAGCUCAGUUUGGUGGGAGCAAAAGAUGACACUCCGGUUCAUUUUUGUGACAAGUGUGGCCUGCCAAUAAAGAUCUAUGGACGAAUGAUUCCCUGUAAACAUGUCUUCUGCUAUGAUUGUGCAGUGCACUAUGAGAAAAAAUGUGACAAGAUGUGUCCUGGUUUCUCCCUCUAUAGCUGCACAGACCCAGUCCAGCGCAUCGAGCAGUGUCACCGUGGUUCCCUGUUCAUGUGCAACAUCGUGCAGGGCUGCAAACGCACCUACCUCUCUCAGAGAGAUCUACAGGCCCACAUCAACCAUCGCCACAUGAGGGCCAGCAAAUCCGGAAGCUCCCGCCCAGACCCACCGCACCCCACCAUGGCCUCCGAUCCACCAGACUGCUUCCGGUUACCGCCACCACCCCACCUGUCCAAGGCACACCCUCUGAUCCCUCCCCCCUUGCAAGGUCAUGACACUUACAACCAGCCACCGCCACUCUCGCCCUCUUCCUCCGACCUGGGACCUUCUCAGAGGCCCCUUCCCCCAGAGACCUUCCGCAUCGCUACGCUAACUACACGUAAGCAUAGCAACCUCAUCACAGUGCCCAUCCAUGAUGACUCUAGGAGCUCUGGUCCCGCCCCCCGUGAGCCCCACCCACAGACACCUCCCGGCCCACCUCCACACCUUCACCCUGGGGAUUACUCCAGCCAGCCUGUGGUAUCCCACCCGCACCACAUAAUGCCCCCGCCGCAACAACCACAUUACGGGCCACCACCGCCGCCACCCCCUCUUAGCAUCACCAUGCAGCAUCCGCCCCAGGGCUCGGCCACACCUCACAUGGUUUAUAACCAAGCACCACCCUUGUCAACGGCUCCCCUGCCAAUCACCCCUCCACUCGGACACAUCAUGAGCCAGAUGCCACCUUAUAUGACUCACCCACCACCUGGUCCAAUUCCCCAACAUGGGGGUCCACCUGCCCCUCCUCACCACUAUAACCCAAACUCCAUGCCACAGGAUCAAGGCACUCUUAGCCCUCCAUUCACCCAACCAGGAGGUUUGAGCCCAGGGUUGUGGCCCAAUCCACGUUGCCCCCAUCCACCUCGUAUGCAGGGGCCGCCACCCCAGGGACAGAUGCCUGGGCCUCACCACCCUGACCAGUCACGUUACAGGUCAUAUUACCAGUAGCACCCUGCCUGUGUGGGCUCUAUGAGACGGUUUGAGCGUAGAUAGCGCCAUUGACUGGAUUGAGUAAGCUGCCUGAGUUCAGUGUCACUAUGUGUCUUUAAUGAUGACUUGAUUUAUGAUUCACUUUGCUGGCUAUUUUGUAUUAAUGUCCCUUAUUCAGGACAUGUCAUGGAUAGUAAGAAGAACGGGGUUGUUGUGAAUGGCAAAAAAUGCAGUUUCAAUUCAUUUGCUACAUUUUGUUGGUUGAGCAAUUUUUGUUCUUAACACAUGAGUUUUCUUUUAAACAUUUUAAAGGAUAUUGUAACCAACAACUGCAAUAAAUGAAACUUGAACAUGUGGAUUUCAUGUUGGAUUUAUGACUAUGACUGAAUUGCAUCCCUUUUUGAUGCACAGAAAUUGUAUUAUGUUCUUUAAUACAAGGUCAAUAUUGUUUCAUAUUGUGGUCAAAAUACCGGCAAUAUAUUACUAUUACUAUUGG